Molecule: messenger RNA, 10523 nt
Organism: Haplochromis burtoni (Burton's mouthbrooder)
Lineage: Eukaryota; Metazoa; Chordata; Actinopteri; Cichliformes; Cichlidae
Gene: znf827
Product: zinc finger protein 827
Exons: 14
Coding region: 2603-7270 (1555 amino acids)
Biological process (GO): regulation of gene expression
Cellular component (GO): nucleus
Source: RefSeq, a predicted model, not a curated record
ACAUAGAUCGAGCAAGUGAGGGUUUGUGGAAAAAGGAAAGGGAGGUGAUCCUGAUCCACUGUGUUCCAAUUAAUGGAAUUACCUUCCUCCUUGGGAGGACUGUUAGUCAUUUGCAGAGACGUGAAGCAGUCAGUAGUGCAUCUCUCCCACCAUAUUGUCCAGCGAGCACUAAUAAGGUAGCCCUGACCGCCGGGCUUGCUCAUUAGCAUAGCCCGCGGCUGUGGCAACCCCUGCCAGGGUCCAGCCGGACACUUAAUUACUGCCCCGGCUCCUUCUUCACCACAUCCAUACUCCCUGCCUUCCUUCCUAUGGCUUCACCCUGUGCCCUACCUCCUUAACCCAAGCACACGUACCACCAUGAGCCUCCCAGUCUUAGCAGGAACGAGAGGCUAAUCAUUUUGGUGAUGUAAAUGUGAUGGCUCUAGUCUCGGUAUGUUGUGACAGUCUUUCAUGUUAUUUCACUUUGUAGGGCUUUGCGGUCAGCAGUCUGUGCGAUUUUUAGUGAUUCCCUGACCUGCACUAUCCUCCUCUCUCUAUCUCUUGUUCCUUCUCUCUCUCAUUCUUAUAUUAGCUCAUGGGCACGACUCUCCUUUUGACAUCAGCGCAGUAUUGAUGCACCCCCUUCCAACCUUAAUCGGCUAAUGGCCUCCUCUUCUUGCCUGCCCAGUCAGAUCAGCCCCUCCCUUUUUGCCAUCUCUCUCUCUGUCCCUUCCUUCCUUCACUGUCCCGUCUCCUCUCCCCCCCUACCCCGUUCAGGCCUGGGGUCGGGGAGGCCAAUAUUCAUGCCUGGCUAAGCAACAGAGUAGCUUUGUGUGUGUAAGAGAGAGAGGAAAAAAGAGAGGGAACAUGUUAGUCAGCAGCCUCGCAGAAGUCAUGUGGUCGGUGACCUCUUGACCUACCUUUUACUCUAGUGUCCUGCUCUUCUCUCCUUUCUCUAAUUCACACGCCUUCCUUUUAUAUAUUUACUUUUUUUUUUUUUUAACUAGUGAUCUUUCUGUGCGACAAGGUUAGCUGAAAUAUAGCUGGCACACGGUCUGUAUGUCUACAUCUGAGCACGAAAGCACACACAUGCGUGCACAACCCUCUGACCUGGAAAAGCCUCAGCCAAAAUAAUCCUGCCAAGUUCACAACUGGAGAUUGUUGACAGCUCUGUGUGGUGAAACAAUGAACAACUCCACUACCUGGAAGGUCCAACUGUUUUUAGCUGUAGUUACGGGCUGUGAGCCUCCUGGUUUCUUCCUUUGACAGGUUAGCACAACAAAUUUCUAAACGCUGUACAUGAAAAUAUUUUUAUCUGCUCUGUGUGCAUCUCUGGUCAAGCUCAACACUGUUUAUUCUGGGAAGUCUUGAAGCCUUUGGCCCUCCCUUUAAUGGAGUCUCAGGCUGGACUUGGACCCCUUUAUAGGUCUGUCUUUGUCUGUCUAUAAUAAGGUGGCGCUAUACAUCUCAGUGGCCCAGAGAGAAAACUCCCUCCCGUUUUUGCCAGUGAAUCAUCCGUGUGUGAGUGAUAACAGAUCCAGACUGCUGAGCACCCCGCAGCUGUUUGUCUCAACAUGCAAGUCAUCCCCGCCAUUACACCGCUAAAUGGUUCCCUUUCAGUGGCAGACACUUGCCGCCUCGGCCAGUAUCUCCAUGCCUCCAUCAUCAAACCAGCCACCGUUGAGGAGCCGAAGCAGUUAAAUGUGUAUGUCAGGGGAAAAGAAAAAAAGGAAAAGAUAAUCAUGGGCAGGACUUUAGCAAUUAAACGUGUGUUUGUUCUUCAAAGAAUGUCUCCAUGUGUACGAUGUGCAUGUAGCAGUAGCUGUAAGUACAGAACUGGCAUGAAGGCCCCUUAGAGCUGGUCUGGAGACCACGACCUUGGAAAAUGUCAUUCUGUCCACAGGGGUGGCUCGCCUGUGACACACAAAGCCAUGGUAGUGAAGUGCGCACUGUAGCACUCAGGCAGAAGCCCAGUGGCUUAGUGUUGUGUGCAGCUGCACCUAACCCCGAGGUUUAAGAUUGAACUUAGGCAGCAAGAAAGUUCAGCCUCAAAGCUGAGACCUCGGGUCAGUAAUCUAGCGAUUUCCCUCUAACCACAUUACAGCCAUUAGUGGCUCUUGCUGCUUUUCGCAUGUCACAUGGAAAUGGGUCAAGCCCUGCCCUGCAUGACUCACUGGCUCCUUCUCCCUCUGCCUCCCUUUAUUCCUGUUAACCCUACUCCGGUGGUAAAAUGGCUUCAAGCGGCAUGGUAAAUUGGGUUCACAAUCGGUGCAUUUUGGUGUUUUUCAUUCACCUUAAUAAUAGUCUCAACAGACAAAGUGUCACACGAGCUCGUCAGUGCCAUAAAGUGCGUCCUGUAAUAUCUUGUCAAGGUGAAGGCUACUAGGCAUGUGGCUAUAGGAUGUUUGGAAAGCACUAAGGCUGAUAUUAUAAGGUGACCCGUUGCUCUGCUUUUUGACAUCUUCCUCUGUGUUACUGUAAAAUGUAAGAAAGGAAGUGGGGAUGUGUUUGAGAUGAGAAGAUAUCUGGAAGUGUGCAGGCCCUGUUUGAUAUCUGUUGCAGAAGGAGAGUAGCGGUCACAGCGGGUUGUGAUUGUGGUCACCUUUGCGGACCACAGCGAGCCAUGCUGGCCAGAUGUCAGCCAUCUCUAAUGAUCCCUACAGGUUGCUGGGCUGGGUUGCCUGGCAACGAUUUUGCCUUUGCCUGUAAACAAAGAGCGGACCCACCGGGCCUCAGCGAGGGUCGUGAAGAUGUGGACAGCAAUGAGGAAGGAGGGCCUGAUGGCACUGCUGUGGAGGAGGAAGGCUGGUUUGGGAACGCCUCUGACACGCGCUCAGAGUCGUCGUCUUUUGGAGACACCCAGGAUGAGGUCCUCCUGCCCAGGGGCUCCUCUCCCGACGAACGACCUGGAGUCAGCGCUGGGUCUGGGGAUCAUGACACCUGCGGAGGUGAGAGCUCGCUGGGUUGCCCCACGCCUGUCCAUCGUGCCUCUUUGGAACUUCUUGGACUGGAUGGAGGUGCUUUCUCGGCCCAGGACACGCUCUCGUCUGUGGUAUCGUCACUGUACGGCGAGGCAGCAUCUCGAGCCCUGGGAAAGCCCCUCAGCAGCAACCUACGGCGCCUCCUAGAAGCUGGGUCGCUAAAACUCGACACCGGGGAGCUCCUGGGUCGGUCAUCACGGGGAGGGGCUGGGGGCGACUCUCCUCCAAUAGGUCUAGCCCCACCUUUGACACUUUCUCCAUCUUCCCACCACGCCCAGCAGUUAAGUGCUCUUGCCCGAAAACUGGCCAGUAACAACAACAACAGUGGCUCGGCCUCACCGGCCUCCACAGCUCCUUCAGCCACCAACAUCAAGCAAGAGCCCCUAGACCCCUUUAACUCUGUCACCCCAAGCAACGGCAGUGGCUUUGUAUGGGCAGGUGUAGCAGAUAAGUGGCCCCCAGCCAGCUGCUCCACGCCCUGCGGCUCCAGCCUGUCCCCGGACUCUGCAAUCCAGAAGUUAAAAGCAGCAGCCAACGCUGUGCUUCAAGACAAGAACGCUGUGGCCUCCUCUUCAACGACAUCUUCCUCCUCAUCCACCUCUGCCUCAUCUGCAGUGCCCACCCUGGGUGGGGGUGGUCGAGGAGACGAUGUGGUGCGCUUCGAUGCCUUUAACUCUCCGUUUAGCCCGCAGUCAGCUAGCUCCACCCUCGCUGCGCUCUCCAAGAAAGUCAGUGAACGGAGCCAAGCCUCGUCAACGGGCAGUGCUGCUACGGACCACCAAGCAGCGAGUUCCUUCCUCUCACUUGUGUCUAUGACCUCCUCCGCUGCCUUGCUCAAAGAGGUGGCAGCCAGGGCAGCAGGAAACUUGCUGGCAGAGAAGAAAGACGGUUCCCCCUUGGCAACUACUGGGGUCCUCCAAGAGGACGUGAAGCCCCUGUUGGACAAGAACCAGAAAGCACCCACGCCCUCUACACCCAAUCAGAGCCUAGAGUUGCUGUUGCCCUCUCCUCCUAAGGGCAGAGGGAAGCCCAGCAACCAAGCAGGCUCUCCUGAGGAUGGUGGCAAACCAUUCCAGUGUCCUGUGUGUGGCCUGGUCAUCAAACGCAAGAGCUACUGGAAGAGACACAUGGUCAUCCACACAGGCUUGAAAAGCCAUCAGUGUCCGCUGUGUCCCUUCCGCUGUGCUCGCAAAGACAAUCUCAAGUCCCACAUGAAGGUACAUCAGCACCAGGACCGGGGUGAGACGUUUCAGUGCGAACUCUGUCCCUUUACCUCCUCCCGUCACUUCAGCCUGAAGCUUCACAUGCGCUGCCACCAGCACUUCCCACGCACAGACGUCAAGGUGAAAGAGGAGAUCACCACCGACACGGAGGGCGAGGGCUCCCUGAUGGGUGACGGCAGUUCCGCAGACAUGAGAGCGACGGAGGUGUCCCCGCUGCACUCGGACGCUCAGCAGCAGACGUCCCCUCCAGUCGAGGCGUCCUCCAAUCACGUCCACAUCAAGGAGGAGCCACAAGAGCGAGACCUGUCCGUGCUCUCCCCUUUCAGCAUCUGCAGGGACCGUGCCAGCAGCAGCGCCAACUCCCUGGACCUACCCGGAGUAGGGGUCGGAGUCGGCGUCAGAUCCAGCCCCAGCGCUCCGACCACAGCCUCCUUAUUCAGCCCUGACAUCACUACCAAAACGGCCACUGACCUGCUUAUGAAGCUUUCAGCGGCCAAUCAGAGGGAGACACUCAAAUCUCCGUUCCAACUGAAGGAAGAGCCCAAAGUGGAGGAAGCACUGAGCCCGAGACCAUCCUCCCAGUCCCAGAGCCAGAUCCAGCCAAGCUUCCCUACGACUUUCAGCCCAGACGGGCCAACGGUGGCUGCAGCAGCCACAGAUCGCCCAGGGUCACUGAAACCAAGAGAAGGAAGCCCCAUGGCUAAGAACAGCUUGCUGAGCCAGGAUAUCAACGUUAAGGUUGCCUCUGAGCUGCUGAUUAAGCUUUCAGAGAACAACAAAGAUGCCCAAUACCAGAAGGUGAAGGUAAAGGCAGAACCCAUGGAGGUGGACCCGCCACCUGCAGACCUCACCCCACCUGCCUCCCACAUGCUAGCCUUCAGCACUUUAGGGGCGAGUGAAAAGAGCGAGCCAAUGAGUAACCUCCACGAGACGUUGGCAUGCCCCCAGAAAGAUCUCUUCUCGCAAGACAUAUCGGUCAAAAUGGCCUCUGAACUAUUGUUUAAAUUGUCAGAAAAAGUCAGCAAAGCCAACAACCACAAAGACAGUAACAUGGUGGGGAUAAACAGUCCAUUUCUGGACGAGUGCUUCAGACAAUCACCCUUUAACUCGCGCUCCAAGAGCACUUCGCCCGCAGAGGCCAGCUCCUCUACCAGGGUACCAUUCAACGACUCGGAAAAGGAUGACGGAGAGCUGGGAAAUGGGAUCGCCCAGUGGAGAUUAAACGAACAGCUCUUCCCCUGUCCCAUUUGUGGCAAGGUGUUUGGUCGACAGCAGACCCUUUCUAGACACCUCUCCCUGCACACAGAAGAGAGGAAGUACAAGUGUCACCUGUGUCCUUAUGCAGCCAAGUGCAGGGCUAACCUCAAUCAGCACCUGACCAUCCACUCUGUCAAGCUGGUCAACACAGAUGCUGAGCAGAUUGUCAGCGCUGUUACAGCCGACUCCACCGAGCGCAAGAACUGCCCGUACUACUACAGCUGCCAUGUGUGUGGUUUCCAGACGGAGCUGAAUGCCCAGUUUGUCAGCCACAUGUCGCUCCAUGUGGACAAGGAGCAGUGGAUGUUCUCGCUCUGCUGCAGCGUCUGUGACUAUGUGUGCAUGGAGGAGACCGACAUGAGGAACCACAUCAGCACUGGGCACACAGGUCUGAACUCGAGAAGUCCCCUCAGCGAGACCAAGAGCACCUCAUCCUCCCUCUCGGCCCUCAGCGACUCGCUCAACAGCUCGGAGGGCGGAGACCUCACCCACGGUAACGAAGAACUCAAGAGCCUGUUAGCCCCGCCCUCCUCCGCCGGCAGCCAGUCCAGCUCCGGAAGCCACUCGGGAUCGGGAACCGAGGACAAGUCUGACAAAGGUUUCGAGUGCGUCUUCUGCAAUUUUGUGUGCAAGACGCGCAGCAUGUACGAGCGCCACCUCCAGAUCCACCUCAUCACACGAAUGUUUGAGUGCGACGUUUGCCACAAGUUCCUCAAGACGCCCGAGCAGCUGCUGGAGCACAAGAAGUGCCACACCGUCCCCUCCGGAGGGCUCAAGUGCCCUUUUUGCAUCUACUCCACCAAUCGUCCAGCGGCCAUGGAGUGCCACCUUAAGACGCACUGUAAGAUGGAGUACCGCUGCCGCAUCUGCCAGGGACUGUGGCCCGACCAGGCCUCGCUGGAGGCCCACAUGCGCAGGCACCGCCUGGGCAACCACUACAAGUGUGAGCAGUGUGGCUACUUGUCCAAGACGGCCAAUAAGCUCAUCGAGCACGUGCGCGUGCACACGGGCGAGCGGCCCUUCCACUGCGACCGCUGCUCUUAUAGCUGCAAGCGCAAGGACAACCUCAACCUGCACAAGAAGCUGAAGCACGCGCCGCGCCAGACUUUCGGCUGCCAAGAGUGCCCUUUCACUACCACACACCCCUUCGUCUUCAGCCGCCAUCUCAAGAAACACCAGAGCGGGGGAACGGGGGGGAUGGACGGAGCCUUAGGGGGAGGAAGAGGCGGAGGAGAAGAAGAGGAGGAAGACGAGGAGGCGGUAGGGGAGGAGCUGCCGAUGGAGACGUCACCGGGUGGCUCGUCGUUGCAGAAGAGCCAGGAGAACUUCCUGUUUGGCGGCGGCGGUGGUAGCAGCAGCGGAGGCAGCGGGAGCAACAGCCCUCUCAUGAGCCUCACGGCAUCUCAGGCGCUUCAGUCCGUCGCGCUGUCGCUCACGCUGGGCAAGUCCCAGCAGCUGGACCCCGCCGGCCCCCGGCACGGUUUGGUUAACGCCAACGGCGUUGGCGGCGCCGCCCCAAGCGACCCCAGCGGAGCGAGCGUUGCCGGCGACGGCGGCAGCCCCUCCCUCUUCCUCCCUUCCUCCCGCCACAUGUUGGAACAGUACAGGAACUGCGACCGGGCCCACCUCAUCCCCCUCACCACCCUGUUCACCCACAACAGCCGCUUCACAUUCCACUCCCAGCUCCACUCCAGAUGGCGGCCGGCCACGUCUCCUCUCCUCUUCUCCUCCAACUUGGCGUCCCCCUCCCGCUCUUUCCCCUCACCCUCCUCCCACAAACACUCCUUCCUGGCCUACCUGGGACUGAUGGAGAGGGCCAAGACUGUCUGACCUCACCCGCCACUCCUCCUCCUCCCCCGCUUCCUCCUCCUUCCCCUUCCUGCUCUUUCCCCUCACUCCUCGGACGGUGGUGUGAAUGACACUUGACCACUGCGGCGGGAGCAACCCUUUUUUCCAAUCAGACCAGCAGAAUAAGCUGGACCAGAGAAAAAAAAGAAAAAAAUAACAUUUAUAAGAGAAAAAGGCUGUACAUGCUAAAAUGCAUUUAUAUAUAAAAAGCUGCUUUUCUUAUCAGUUCUAUCAAUUGAAUUAUUACUACUUCAGCAUCAAUUACUACUCUCUUUACCUGUGUUUUUGUUUUUUUGUUUUUUAAUAUUUUGUUUUUGUUUGUUGUUUUUUUCCCCUGUUUUUAAGCAUCUGAAUGACCUGGACCCAGCUGCAUUACCUGACGGAACUAACGUCUCUCACUUUUAUAGCUAAUUUUUCGUUAGUCGUUUCGAGGAGACAAAAAGACGAAAAACAAAACUCGCAAGUGCUACAAUUUUAGUGCAUUUUUGUCUAUCGCUAUUAUGCAUCGGAAUAGCAUGCCUGUUUCUGUGUUUCAAACUAGCUUUGACGUCAUUAGGAAGCGAAAUUCGAGAUAUCCUUGAAGUGUUAGCGGUGCAAUUGUGGACAGAACCAAUGAAACGGAAUGCUUUUCAAAAGCAACGCCUCAAACCACGCACUUACUUAUUUAUCAAUCUUGUACAUAGUUUUAUAGCCCUCCCCCUUCCCAUCUUUUUUUUUUUUUUUUUUUUUUAACUUUUAUUAUUAUUAUUAUUUUUUAAAUUUGUUUUUUUUGUUGUAUAAUGGUGAAACGGUAUUGUGCGUAGCUGCUGGCUGAUAUCGAUUCCAUCUCAGAGUUAGUAGUUAUUUCUAAGCUCAGAAAAAAAUAUAUGUAAGCUGUGACGAUGUAAAUAUGGAAAAUCCGACCUGUCAUCAAUCAAUCUAAAUAUGAAAUAUUGCAAAAAAAAAAAAAGUUACAAACAUCCGUUAGUCUCUCCUGAGACGGGAUCGAUGUCAGAGCAGCGUCACAUGCAGAACUAUGUAUCACGCACCUAUACUUAGAAGAGAUAUGAGAUAACUGUUUUGUGGAGGUGACCCGCUCUCGGGUUUAGCGAGCUAGCCCGCAGCAGGCGUCACCACAGGCCGAUUCAAUGGUGCUUUUUGGAGCUUUUGUAAUUUUUUUGUGUACAAAAAAAAAGGAAGAAAAAAAACUGUUCCAAAAUGACUUGAAUGAAUGUAUUUUUGUUUAUGUACAUGGAGAAAAAAAAAGGCGAUACAGAAGUGUGAACAGUCAAGAGACGUCUUCAGUGCUGGUAAAGGCGGGGAAAGUUAGUGUUUGGUGGCCUUUCUGUGUCCUCGUUUAUUUUUAUUCUCAUUUUUUUGUCCUUUAUUUUAUUUUUAACUGAGCCUUUUACAUCAUAAUAAAUCUUUUCUACUAGCGUUCAUAGAGAGCCCGUGACGAGGCAAAGCUCCUGUAGGUGCCACGAUGAAGCCAAGCCGGGCCUCUGUUAGGCCGGCAGACACGGUACUGCUUUUAGUCCCCCCGCCUCCUUCCCUCGUGUCAACCUUUUGAGUUUUAAUUGCACUUACUUUAGUUACACUUCAAGCCAAAAGCACUUAAACCUUUUAUUUUACACCCCCCCCCCCCCUUUUUUUUUUUUUUUAAGUGCAAACUUAGAUCCACCAAGUUAGCAUAAUGUGAAGUAGGCAGUAGUUGCUGGAAAUGACUCAAUCAACACCCCUUAGUUUCACAUUUAGAUGUUUCUGGCGGUGCAAAAGGGUCUGCCUCUGUGAAAUCAGAGAAAGCAAAUGAAUACAAAUUGCAUGAAUUAGACAGUAGAGGUCAAGCUCCCCCUGGGAACUAAAGGUCCCAGGCUAAAUUGUGAUAGCCAAUUUUGCACAGUGCUGCACUUUUUGAUUAUGAGACUAUGUAUUUAUCCGCGAGAAUGCUCGAAAACAAGUCUUUUUUUUGUUUGUUUUUUUUGCAAAAUGGAGCGGCACAAAAAAAGAGCUUUACCCGUCAUCGAUCGCGUUUGUGUUUCCUAAGUGGUCUUUAAGCCAAAAUCCCUUAUUUGUAAAGGGGUUGUUUUCCCUUAUUAUUUCCAUGUGUCUGUUUUUACUUGUGCAUUUUCUUUUUUAAAAAAUGAAAUAUUGUUGCAUGUUUAUUUUGGGGUUUUUUACUUCACUUAUGUAAGGUAAAAAAAAAAAAAAAAAGAAGAACGCAUCGAUUGGACAGAGAACGUAAAUCGUCAAGACCAAAUUGUAACUCGUGGCAGGACGUGAUGUUAGGAUGGAAUCCGUCACGUCCUGCUCUGGAGUGAUGCCUCGAUUGUCUCCCCCCCUCUUCCUCUUCUUUUUUAAAUUCCCGUUUGUUCCUUUUUGUUCUGUCGACGUCUGGCAUGCUGUCUCUGGAGUAAAGGGAGCAUCUCUCCAGCACACACACAGACACACAUACACACACUUUCCUUGUACUAUCUAUGUUAUCUUUUAUACUCUAGUGCCACUUGGUGGAAGGAAACCACCUGAGACUUCUGAGAAUGAGUCAAACUAAUUGUCAGGGUCCAAUAGAGGAAAAAAAACAGAGAUAAAUAAUAAAAGAAAAAGAAUGUGUCUCCUCUUGACACCUUUUUAAAAUGUCUGCCUUUUUAAUACAGCGUAAUCAUGAAUGGCUGCACUUCUUUACAUCCUCCCCCCUCCCUGUCUCCCCCCUUUAGUUUGAGUGUAAUGUUUAAAAAGGCAACAGGGCUCUCUCCUUUUGAAACCCAGUACUCUUAAGCACUUAUUCUCUUUAUUUUGCCCAACUGUAAGCAGCACAGUGACCUUUUUUUCUUUUUUUUGAUGCUUGACUACCUUUUUGAGCACUUCAGAGUAUGCAUGACAUUGUCCUCUAGUUCUUUAGCACUUAAUUGUGUUUCAAACUAACUCCCCCUCGGUUGCAUUUAGUUAGCAUCACACUGCACUGUCUGCAAUCAGUUAGCUUUAAGUUUGGCUGUAUUUUAUGAUUAGAAAAGGCUCAACUAUCUUAACUUUUGGCACUCGGUAAAGAUUGGUAUGUGCUGUACAAAGCUUUUUUUUUAUUACUCCAUUGUUAAGGCUGUACAGGGUUGUGAUGAUAACUGGUAAAUAGAUCAUUUGUACUUUUUUUUUUUUCUUUUUUUUUGGUUUUGUAUUUGUUUUUCUUUGUUUGGCAUUAUUUUAUGUUCAACUUGCCAGAUCUAAAUGUAACAGGAUUUGAAAGUAAAGCUUACAUCAGAUAUUA